AUGGUCCGCCACCGGGUCCCCCACCUUCACCAUGAAGACGCCACCGUCAAUCGGGGUCAUCGCCGGAGACUUCGCCGGCUCUGGCGAGGGAGCAGGGAGGGGUCCUAGGGCUUACCUGGACCCAGAAGCGGUUGCGCUUGGAGCUGGCCUUGAGGAAGUAAUCGGUGCCCCAGCGGAUGGCCUCCAGGGCGUUCCCCAGCUCCCCCGCCGCCUGCAUCUCCGACCGGUAGAAGAGAGCUCCCCAGGCCAAGGUGGUCAUUGUGAACGCCAUGGGCAGCCCGUACUUCACGUUGUCACCGGCGUCGUAGUAGCCACCUACCAGGUCCACCUGGUUCGCCGCACAAGAGCAAGACUAUCAGGAAGACGAAGACGAAGACGAAGACGAAGAAGAAGAAGAAGAAGAAGAAGAAGGAGAAGGAGAAGAAGAAGAAGAAGAAGAAGAAGGAGAAGGAGAAGAAGAAGAAGAAGAAGAAGAAGAAGAACGAGAAGGAGAAGAAGAAGAAGAAGAAGAGGAAGAAGGAGAAGAUGAUGAUGAUGACGACGACGACGACGACGACGAUAAAGAUGAUGAAGGAGGAGGAGGUGGCCAUGACCGGGGAGGAAGGAGACGAUGGGGAGGGAGGAUGA
Messenger RNA from Spirodela intermedia, 627 nucleotides. The record is from the annotation of a GenBank genome assembly. NCBI's taxonomy places the organism in Eukaryota, Viridiplantae, Streptophyta, Magnoliopsida, Alismatales, Araceae.